Messenger RNA from Pneumocystis jirovecii RU7, 1928 nucleotides. RefSeq lists its product as uncharacterized. Lineage: Eukaryota; Fungi; Ascomycota; Pneumocystomycetes; Pneumocystales; Pneumocystaceae. Bases 60 to 1916 code for a protein of 618 amino acids. Gene Ontology annotation, molecular function: protein binding. The transcript has 8 exons. The record is from RefSeq and is a predicted model, not a curated record.
ACGAGAGAUCAGACAAGACGCUGCAGUGAAAAGCAUCAAUAAAGCGGCAGAAAAGUAAAAUGUCGUUUUAUUCAUUAGUUGGGACACUGAGCGGUCUGGGAGCAUCAUUAUUUCGUCGCCGGGGUGAAGAAGCGGGAUUAUUUUGGCGGGGUUUGGUGAAGUUUUAUGCGCGGAAUAAGCUUUUUUCAUAUGCUACUGGGUUAUUUUUUGUGUUUGUUUCUGCUGGAAGUACAUAUUAUUUUUAUCAGAGGCUAUUUAAAGAUGAUGGAGGAUUUGUGGACAAAAAACAGCCAAAAUAUAAAAAAAAGACGAAGAAUAAGAAAAAAAGAAAGAUUAAUGCAAAUUCUGUGCCUCAUGGGGGAUCUGAAGCAACAAAUUUGUCAGAGUCAUCUUUGGAAGAAACACGAUUAUUGUCUAUUACAGACGCAGAAAUUGAAAAAAUGAGCGAGUCUGAACGUAAAGCAUAUGCUGCACAAUUAAAAACAGAAGGAAAUAAAGCGUAUUCAAGGAAGGAUUAUGAAAAGGCGAUUGAGUUAUAUACUUGUGCAAUUAAUUGUUCAAAAGAUCCUAUUUUUUACUCUAAUCGUGCUGCUUGUUAUACUGCGUUGAAUAAGCCUGAACAAGUGAUUGAAGAUACGACGACGGCUUUAAGCCUUGAUUCUAUGUAUGUAAAAGCGUUAAAUCGUCGAGCAGCGGCAUAUGAAACUCUCGAAAAGAAUGAUGAAGCACUUUUAGAUUAUACAACAAGUUGUAUUAUGGACGGGUUUUCUAAUGAAAAUGCAGCACAAAGUGUCGAAAGAUUGUUGAGAAAGAUUGCAGAAGCUAAGGCAAAGAAAAUGAUGAUGACGAAGAAAAAACAGUUGCCGAGUCCUACUUUUAUAACGGCUUAUUUGGAUGCAUUCCGUCCAAAACCAAAUCCAAAAAUAGAGAGCAAAGAUGAAUCUACAGGUGAUUAUCAUCUCAAACAAGGAUUUAAAGCGCUUUCUGCAAAGAAUUAUGAUAGUGCAUCUAAAAGUUUUUCUAAAGCAAUUGAAUUAGGUUGUUCUGAAUCAUUGCAAUCGGUAGCAUAUAAUAUGUCAGGCACUUUUAAGUUUAUUCAGGGAAAUACCCAUGAUGCGUUAGAGGAUUUUAAUAAAGCAAUCGAAAUUGAUCCUAAUGAUACACAGAAUUAUAUUAAACGUGCGAGUGUUUAUAUGGAAUUAGGCGACCGUUCUGCAACUUGGUCGGAUUUUGAGACAGCACAAUCAGUUAAUCCAAAUGAUCCUGAUAUUUAUUACCACCGUGGGCAAAUGCAUUUUAUUACUGGAGAAUUUUCAGAAGCUGCAAAAAAUUAUCAGAAAUCAAUUGAUUUAGAUAAGGAUUUUAUAUUUUCUCAUAUUCAAUAUGGUGUCGUGCAAUAUAAAUUGGGAAACAUUGCAUUAAGUAUGUCAAUUUUUCGAAAAUGUUUAAAAAUGUUUCAAAAAUCUAGUGAUGUUUAUAAUUAUUAUGGUGAACUUUUAUUAGAUCAAAAACGGUUUCAAGAUGCAAUUGAAAAGUUUGAUAUAGCAAUACAGUUGGAAAAAUCGAGUAAAUUUACUAUAAUGAAUGUUCUUCCUCUUAUUAAUAAAGCACUUGCUGUUUUUCAGUGGAAGAAAGAUAUAGUAGAAGCUGAAGCUCUUUGUAAAAAAGCUUUAGCUAUAGAUCCUGGAUGUGAUGUUGCGGUAGCAACGAUAGCACAACUUCUUUUACAGCAGGGAAAGAUCGUAGAUGCUAUUGAAUAUUUUGAUAAAUCUGCACAACUUGCGCGUACUGAAUCUGAACUUGUUAAUGCUCUUUCUUAUUGUGAAGCGACAAAAAUUCAGCUUCAAGUUACUCAAAAAUAUCCUCAUCUUGCUGAACGUUUAAACAGUAUGACUAAAGGGAAUUUUUCGGCUUAAUCAUCAUUUUUG